UCCAAUCUUAUCCCCUUCAGAUUCAUCUUCAUCAUAAGAUCACCGAACACAAACAGAACUUGAACAUCAAACGAGAUAGCAAUAGCAUGGCAACAAUUUCAGGUCUUAUUAGCCGUUCAACGCCCAGGGUUGUAGUUUUCAACGCAUCAUCGUCCGAGUCGCCGCGAAACUGCCACGUCGUCAAGUUCCCCGCGGGAAUGACCGGAUCUGGUCGCUUGGCGAGUGUUCGCCCAGUGAGGACGGCGCCGGAGAAGAUAUCGGAGAAAGUGGCGGAGAGCAUAAAGAACGCGCAGGAGACGUGCUCGGAGGAUCCGGCGAGCGGAGAGUGCGUGGCGGCGUGGGAUGAGGUAGAGGAGCUGAGCGCCGCCGCCAGCCACGCCAGGGACAGGCUGAAGGACUCAGAUCCGCUUGAGGAUUUCUGUAAGGACAACCCGGAGACCAUCGAGUGCAAGACUCAUGAUAACUGAAUAUUAGGGUUUCAUGGUUAUUCUUCAUGGAUCUAUGAAAGUAGACUAUCAAUGUGUUCAAGUGUUGCAUCUUUCAUGAAGCAUGAUACAAUAAUGAUAUGCCAAAAAUAUAUGUACUUGGUUAAGUUUUCUUAUAUGUAAAGCUUAAUUUGUAACA
Messenger RNA from Arachis duranensis, 624 nucleotides. Its product is annotated as calvin cycle protein CP12-2, chloroplastic. The transcript has a single exon. The record is from RefSeq and is a predicted model, not a curated record. Lineage: Eukaryota; Viridiplantae; Streptophyta; Magnoliopsida; Fabales; Fabaceae. Gene Ontology annotation, cellular component: chloroplast. Gene Ontology annotation, biological process: negative regulation of reductive pentose-phosphate cycle. Bases 87 to 467 code for a protein of 126 amino acids.